This is a messenger RNA of Coregonus clupeaformis (lake whitefish), 2263 nucleotides long. Its product is annotated as immune-associated nucleotide-binding protein 3. The transcript is spliced from 7 exons. Gene Ontology annotation, molecular function: GTP binding. Bases 104 to 1753 code for a protein of 549 amino acids. The record is from RefSeq and is a predicted model, not a curated record. Lineage: Eukaryota; Metazoa; Chordata; Actinopteri; Salmoniformes; Salmonidae.
UAGGCUGGUGCAGGUCGGCUAGCUGACAGGCUCACUUUCCCGUUGAACUCGUCAUCUUUCUUCUCUUAUCCGCAGGACAUAAAACAAUAUAGAGCAUCAUAAAAUGGCUGCCAAUCCUGAUUACCAAGCAAUUGAUUUGCCAAGAGAUAGAGAUAAAGAAAAUAGGGGUUCUGUGCCAGGGGAAACGGAUAAAAUGCUGGCAACCCAAGUAACUGAUAACAUGAGCUCUGAUGAAACGAGGGAAGGAAGUAAAAAAACACCAGUGUCUUACAACAUGGAUAGUGAUCGGUCCAUGCGUCAACCAAUAACAUUCAACAGUGGAAUCCUUACAUCUGUGAAAUGGAGCCAGCAGGUGAAGACAGAGUGCUCAGUGUUUACAGUCGGCUCAACAGACAGUGAGGUUGAUUUAUAUGGAUCUGGUCUUCAUAUAAAUCAGAGCCCUACCUUUGAGGACCCUGCUUUAGGCCAGAUGCAAGAUAGGAGAAUAGUACAUCGUAUCAGACUGGACUGUACCAUAUGUAUGCAGCGCAGUGACAAAGCUGUGAAGUUCUGCGAGGAUUGCAAGGCUACUUUCUGUGAGAACCAUGUUAGAGACCACUACCAGGCCCCAGGACUGAUGAAACACACAUUGGUGGAGGCCACUGAAGGAUGGAAAACCAUUCCAAAUGUAGACGAUCACGUCCAUGAAACGUAUGUUGGAACAGAACAAACUGCGACUCAGGUCUGCUCAUGGAAAACAGCCUUCUUUUCCAGUCUUCUGGGGAUUCUCAUACUGGUACUUGCCCUGGUAGGCCUUGUGUGUUAUACACACCUGUGUGUCUCUGUACACGGGUCUGAGGUGGGAUUUCAGCAACGGAUUGUUCUGCUGGGGAAGACUGGAUCAGAGAAGAGAGCAGCAGGAAACACCAUCCUGGGGAGAGAGGCAUUUAAAAUGGAGGCUUCACCUUUGUAUGGGUCAGAGUGUGAGGAACAAGAUGCUGUUGUGGGCCGAAAUAACAUAACUAUGAUUAACACCCCAGAUGUGUUGCCGUCUGAGGAAGUUGCAGGUAAAGUAGCUGAAUGCAUCAACAUCUCAACACCUCACGUCUUCCUGCUAGUGAUCAGGCUGUGCAAUUGGUGCACAGAAGAGGAGAAGAAUACUGUCAAAUGGAUGAAGGAGAACUUUGGGGAGGAGGCCCUUAAAUACACCAUGGUGCUGUUCACUGGUGGAGACCAGCUAGAAGGGAAACCAGUGGAGGAGUAUCUAAUGGACAACAGUGAUCCCCUAAAACUCCUCAGUAUGUGUGGUGGCAGACAUCACGUCUUCUAUAACAAAGACAAGAAUGAGCUCACUCAGGUCACAGAGCUGCUGGAGAAGAUAAAUGGAUUAUUGAAUGAGAAUAGGGGAUACUAUCAUGUGACAAACAUCUUGACCCGGAGGGAAGAGGAGAUCGGGAGGAGGGAGAAGGCUCUGAGAAAGAUACUAGAACAGGAGGUUAGAAAGAGGGAUGCAGCCAUAGCAACGAUAAGAGAGGAGGAGGUUAGAAAGAGGGAUGCAGCCAUAGCAACGAUAAGAGAGGAGGAGGUUAGAAAGAGGGAUGCAGCCAUAGCAACGAUAAGAGAGGAGGAGGGGAAAAAGAGGGAGACUGAAGAGAGAAAAGAGAGGGAAGAUGAAGGGAGGAAGGCCAUUGAUGAUCUGGCAGUGAAAGUCUCAGGCUCAAAAAUGUAUGUAGGAGUAACGGUGAUCACAAUGAUCAUCUUAAUUGUCCUUUAAUGAUACUAAUCUGAACAUUAGGGAGUCUCCAUGCAUCAUCUCUUUGUAGAGCAGGGUGACCUCUGAAAACAAAACAAGUUUACAGAUGAAAAUUAUUAAAAGUUAAUUGAUCAAUUGUUGAUCAAUACGUUCAUUGAUUAAUUGUUAGAAGUGGUUUUAUAUAUUCUUUAAGAACAUAUCUCCCAUGAAAACCUGGUGUUUAGAGAAAUCUGCACUUUGUGUUAUGGAGAAUUACCAAAGGGGGAGCGGGGCUUCUUUUCUAAUCUCUGGAUGCCAUGGAGUGAUUUCUACUGUAAGAGUCACUGUAAUGGAAAUCAAGGUUAACUCUUUAAAUGCUUCAGUUUAAAACUACAUUAUUGAUUUAUUGAUGUUUGACAAGCUGGAUUUAAACAGAAAGUGAAGUCUGCUAAAUGAUGUAAAUGUAGAUGUAAGUGAGAGGCAAUUAUUAACAAUUUGUUGACUGUAAUGACCAUUUGAAUGAUUUGAAUAAAGCUGAUUAUUAAUCGAGAA